GUAAUUCAUUAACAUUCACAAAGUGCAGCCAUAUUUGUUGUGCAUUGUCCGUACAGGAGAUCAAAGAAUUACACAGGGUAGUGUCUGUGAACAGUAUUCAUAAGGACCUCAGUGGUCUACGAACAACUGUUAUUUUAAUUGACAAUGGCGAAAUUCAAUCUGAUUAUCUUAGCCAUUGUCAUCGUACCCUAUGCUUCAUCGCUUUCAGAACCCAACCGCUUCAAACCUGUAAUAUGGUCCAAGCUAAUGGAACAUGAUAAACCUGCAUUCCACGGAGAAGUGAAGGAGAAUGAGAGAGUUGUGCAGCUCAAGCCUGACCUCUUGGCCAGCGACCCCGACGAGAUGGGUGGAGCAAAAUACAUUUGCAAUUACAUUAUUGCCAAAAGUAAACGCCACCCUAGAUCAAAUCCUCUACCAUUUGAGAUUGUUGUGACAGACAAAGUAACUGGUGCUGCAGAGAUUAGAGUGAAAGAAGGGGAGAGACUCAACUACGAGGAGCAGCCCUUCUACAAGUUCAGCAUUGUUGCUGAGGAUUGUGGGACUCCACCAAAACAGUCCACAAAGGCUUAUGUUAUGAUUAAAGUCCUAGAUGUAGAUGAAUUUGCCCCCAAGUUUGACAAUGACUCAUAUUUCGCUACUGUUGAGGAGGAUAGGAUUUAUGAUACCAUUGUAAAAAUCCAUGCAACUGAUCUAGAUGAGUCAAGUUCUUUCAAAACCAUCUGUAGCUAUGAGCUGAUAACUCCUAAUGUACCUUUUGAAAUCACAAAUGAAGGUAUAGUGAGAAAUAAAGAGCCUUUAGACUACAGCAUACACAGAAACUUUAUUCUUGGGGCUGUUGCCACUGAUUGUGGAGGUCGUAAAUCCGAGCCAGUGUACAUCAACCUGACAGUGAAAGAGAAGUGCCGGAGUGGGUGGGUUGGCCUGCAGGAUGUGAUCAAGUACAGAGCUGGCUCAGGCCAACAAAGACUUGCUGAGGGAGCCACACUUCAGCUGUGUGACAAUGACUGUAAACCAGCCCAGGUCAAUGUCAAGCUCACCCUGACUACCAAACACAUUGGCAAAGGAUGUGAUCGUGACACAUAUUCUGUCAACUCUCAAAGGAAACUUUGUGGUGCCAGUGGUGAUAGUGUUGACCUCCUGCCCUCACCCAGCAGUGCUGAUUGGUCCCACAACAUCCCCACUGAUGACGGUCAUGAGAUGGACCAAGUCUUCUCAUUUGAUGGGGUGACCAACGCUCUGGAAGUUCCUGAGUCUGUGUUCAACCACAUGCUCCACAAGCACUUCACCAUUUCUGCCUGGCUGAGGCAUGAGGAGAUGCCAGUAGCUAACCAAAGCAAACCUCCCAAAGAACACAUCCUGUGUAUGUCCGACAGUGAUGGUAUGAACAGACACCACUACGGGCUGUACAUCCACGGGAAGAAGCUGGUCCUCCUGCUGCGUAAGGAAGCUGAAGACGUCCAAUCACCUGAGGAGAUGAAAGUCUUCAGGCCUGCUGAGUUCAGGUGGACCAUCCCCCAGGUGUCAGAUGACAGGUGGCAUCAUUUUGCCGUCAGUGUUGACCUGCAGGAGGAGAGUAAAGAUGGCGGGGUUCACCUUUACAUUGAUGGGAAACUACUGCAGACUGAUGAUAGUAACUUUGAGAUCAUUGAUGACUGGCCACUGCAUAAAACUAAGAAGGUCCACGGCACUAAGCUGACAGUUGGUGCCUGCUGGCAAGGGGCAGAGAACACAUUCAGCCACUACUACAAAGGCUACAUGGCUGGACUGUUUGUCUUGAAGGGUAAAACAGAGAGUGAGAGGGUCAUCAAAUGUUUGAACAACUGCAAGGAGAAUCUGGACUUCCACGCUGUUGGUGACAUGUCUAGUGGAACUAGUGUCAGCUUCAACAGUGAGAUGACAGAGUUCACCAUCAGCAGUCGCAGCAUUGAGGAGGUCAACAGGCUGAUGGCACAGGUGGCUUACGUCAACGCUCGCACCUACCCCACACCUGGACACAGGAUACUCAACAUAGAAACAUCUCUUCUCUGUGAAGGCCAGACUGUGGUCCUCCCCCUCCUGGAGAAGAAAAUCCUGGUGCAGGAGCAGCAGGAGCCAGUGUUUGUGAUCACAGGCUACUCUAACCUGACCCGCAUGGUCUAUGAGUUUGAGAGAGGCCUCAGGGUUUUCCAUGACAUCCACAUCUUUGCCCGCUCCCAGCCCCUGGAGGAGCUAGCAGCUGACAGUCAGGAGGGGCAGGAUGACGAAGCUGUCAAGGCUGCCAAGCUGGCGUUGAAACUCUCAAAGACAAUGCUCCAGCAAUCAACUGAGCAGAAAGACGAUGAGUUUAUGAUUGAUGAGUGCCAUGUCAAGGCUGAUCCUCCACUCAACCUUUUCAUUGAACAUCUCUCUCUACCAACCCAUCUAAUGGAGAUACAUGGUUUAGAGUGGAGUGAAACCAAUGAUGGGGUUGUCAUUCGAAAUGCAGACACCAUCCCCAACUAUGAAAAUGUCAUCAGGAACAUUCACUACUAUCACAACAAACCUGAGGAGUUGGCCAACAGGACCCUCACCCUCUACUGCUCAAGCCAAAACCAGCGCUUCAUUAGCACCAAGUUCAUUGAGCGACUGGUUGCUGUCCACCAAGCCCCUCCCCCACCCCGUCCAGCAAACAUCCAGUCCAAUGCUCAGGGCAUCCAUCAGUCCUUAAAGAACCCAAGCUCUGAUAGUAUUCAUGCUGUUGGUGCUGCCAGUUCAAAUCUGGGCAUGGUGGCCAUCAUUGUGGUUUGUGUUGGCUUUCUUCUGUUCAUGAUUGUGUUGGGAGUCAUCCGUAUCCGUGCUGCACACAAACGCACGCAGGUGGUUCAAGUGGAUGAGAAACAGGAGAUGGAGUGGGAUAACUCAGCACUAAAUAUAACCAUCAACCCCAUGGAGCAGGAGGUGAGAAAGGAAUUGAUGUUUGAGUAUGAGGAUGGUGCGAGGCCCACCUUCCCUGAAGACAGUGACAGUGAUGAGGAUGAAGAGAGCAGCAUGCAGGGGGACUAUGGGGACAGUAGUGAGGACGAGGAGCCCGCCCCCCAGGGCAAGGGUCCAGGUGUCAACGAGUUAGAGUGGGACCACACAAGCUUUUGAAACUCACCGUGCUAUGCUAUGUUUUGAAUGAUGUGUGUGAUGAGAGAUGUUGCUCCAUACUUCAUCCUUUCAUGUGACUUGUCCAGUAAGACAGGAGAUGACAUUCCUCAUUAGUAGCAGACAGACAGCAUUUCUGGUCCAACAAGUCCCAUGGAUUCACUGAGUUUUUUAAUAUUGUUCCCAUUCCUUCAAUGGUUAUACGUAGGAUACCAAACUAUUUUCCACAGAUCUGCUUUUUUAAAUGUGUAUAUAUACAAAGGUCUGAAUUGAUGUUCAUAUUCUUGUACUGGACAGUAAAAAGUCAAUUAAUUUAAAUCCUUAGCAUGUAAAAUACCAAUGGACGGGUGUGUUAUCUAUACAUAUAUAUAUAUACGUGUAUGUCAUGUCAGUGGUAUGAAUGUCUGUGACCUGCGGGUGACAUGGGUGGUGGUCCUAAGUAGCAUUAAUGUUUUUCUUGUUAGCCAACACACACAGAUGUCAGUGUCUAUUCUGUGGUUUACAUCCAACUACAGCAAGUUUUUUGUAUUUUUAUUGAAGGUUUGUACAGGCACCU
Messenger RNA from Physella acuta, 3661 nucleotides. Its product is annotated as calsyntenin-1. Gene Ontology annotation, molecular function: calcium ion binding. The record is from RefSeq and is a predicted model, not a curated record. Gene Ontology annotation, biological process: homophilic cell-cell adhesion; positive regulation of synapse assembly; positive regulation of synaptic transmission. Gene Ontology annotation, cellular component: cell surface; postsynaptic membrane. NCBI's taxonomy places the organism in Eukaryota, Metazoa, Mollusca, Gastropoda, Physidae.